GCCAUGCUCUGUGAUGCAGGCCUGGGUCUGCAGUGGAGCUGUGCGCCCUCAGAACUCAGUUGCCUCAGGCAGCCAUGUGAUUCUGACCAUGGACGAUGUUCUCUCACUUCUGAAGAGCUGCACUGAGCCCUGGCUGAGCUUUGGCUCAGAGUACUUAGGUGCUGUCCCCAGCUUCAUCCUGCUCAAUGUGGUGGGGCUGUUGCUGCUUUACCUUUGUUACCUGCUGUUACCAACCAAGCAUCUGGACAAAGCCAAGAGGAGGAAGAAAGGUGCAACAUUUGGAAGUUGGAGAUCUCACAGGAGAGAAGCAGAGGAGAAAAGGAAGCUGUUUUCUGUUCUGAAAAGAUCCCUGGGCCACCACCAUGACAGCACACACUUUCGUCACAUGUUGUGUCCAGACCCCUCCUGUGAGGUGUGUAAUAGAACAACAGCAGAGAUCCAGCAGCUGCUGUCCCAGGAAUCCCUGCAAGAUGCUGCUCUCUCUGAGUGUUUUUCAACCUCUGCUGAUUCUAUAAUUGAGACCUCAGUAUGUCUCUCCUCUGACCUCUCCACAAUUCCUCCAGGAGAUGCAACAGCAUUCCCUCUGGCUGAGCCCUCUCCACCACCCUGCUCAACUGUCUCAACUAACCUGGAUACCUCCUGUGAGGACUUCAUCUCCCCCUCCAAUCUGGGUGAUUCUCUGCCCCCAGAGCUUCCUCCUUGCCCGGAUUUCUCAUUCCCAGGGGACCAUUUCUCAUCACAACCACUGGCCCUCCCCCCUCCUCCACCUCCUUUCAGCCAGGAGACAGAUUCUGUGUUCCAAGCAGACAUCACUGUGACUCUGGGAGACAGCCUUGGUUUAGUGUCCACUCAUAGGACAAAAACCAAAAGCAUUCACUCUCCUAACACAACAACAUCAGAAGUUUGGCAUCAGGCUCAUACUAAGGACUUGUCCACCUCCAACUUGGCACAAGGGGAUGCCAAGCAAGAUGUUUCUUCUCUUCCUUCAUCAAAGGCAUCUACUGUGGAUUAUCCUGAAGUCAACCUCCUAAGUAGCCUAUUAUUUCUCAGUCCAGAUGCCCUGGCACUCCUAGAAAGACAAGUGAAAAAGAGGAGUGAGCUCCUGAUACACAGGGAAAAAGAAACAAAAACAGAAUCUUUUCCAAAACAAUGUAGGCCAGACAAGCCACCUCAUUCUUCUGGGAAAUUGCUAAAGUACAUUCCUGGUAAGCAUGACUUAGUAGUCUCCCUUCCUUUCUGGAGUAGCAAAGACAAAUCACAUGAUCUAAUCAUGAUUCAGCAGCCCUUACCUCCUAAGCCAUUUGAGGUCUGUCUUCAGAAAAAAUGUAUCCAGCUCACCUGGGGUCACUCAGCUUUGCACCAUGACUUGCUAUAUCCUUCUGGCCUUGUCUCAAGUAAUUGUUCAUCAUCAAACUUUGUUGUCUUCAGUAGCAUACACAGCACCUGCACAGCACAGGAAGUACCAAUACUUGCUGAUUCUCCAUCUCUGUCUGAAACUCAGAUCCAAAUUCAAUCCUUACCUCAAAACAUGCCCCAACCUCAGCCCCAAAUUCCUUUAGAUGACCAGUCUCAAUCCUCUCUCCCAAACCUGCAACCUUCUCCUCUACCUCAGGAUAACACCUGUGGAGUGCAUUUCCUUGGAUUCCCAAAUGAGGAAGAGUCUCUAAGGCCAUCUGAAAUUCAAGGUCUGGAACACCACUUGUUGAGGAAAAAGCAGAAAAGUUUUUGGGAUAUACCCUCAGUGGUCCUUAUGUCUCAGAAAGACUUCUGUCCUCCAGCUCCAAAAAUUUCCUUAGGCAGCCAGUUCCCCAAAGCCCACAUGCCAAUCUCCAUCCUUCCUGGAGAUUUUGCCCUUCACAGUGAAAUCCGGCAGAAACUAGAGCACCACCUUCGAAAGAGGCUCAUCCAAUAUCGAUGGGGCCUGCCCCGCAGGGUCCAUGAAUCUCUGUCAUUGCUUAACCCUCAGACAGAUGCCACUGAGUUGUGUGAGUCAGAAGGAAACCAGAGGCACUCAGGGUUUUGUUUAUUUAAACAUCAGAGCAGCAAAAGAGUACUGGAUGUUGGACUGGGUGACCCUGGAGACUUCUGUGAGACAGCCUCAAAAGUGCUUCCUCUCGAAAAGGAUGAGGAGACUGGUUCACGUGACCAUCUAGCGUGUGGUUCAGAGAGGAUCUCAGAUAUGGGCGGAUGGUCUGACUCUGAGGAACACCCAGAAUUUCACAUGGUGAGUCUGUCGGAGAACCAUUUUGGGACCUCAGGGAUAAGUGUAAAUCAGAAACAACUUGAAAAUGCCUUGAAAGCCCAUCUGAACAGGAAAGUUAUGCAGAUAAAUGACAGCCAGAUCCCUGUAAGGGUAUGCAAUUCAUGGUGUUCUAUGAAGCAACCAUUGCCUCUUCCUGAGAAAUUGUAUGGCAAAGGGGAACACAGUGAUUUGACUCCACUGGUGAGAAUAGAUGGUGGCAUCAAUACCACCUGUGAGAUUUCCUUCCUUUGUUCUAGCAAGAAGAAGGCAUUGGAAGACCACAUCAAAAGCUUUCACAAGAGGAUUAUGUGGGGCCUACCCAAAAAGAUUCUUGAAUCUAUAGAAAUCUUCAACUCAAAAGAAAACCCCUUCGAGUGCAGUUGCCAUUCCAGCUUUCUGUCCUCAAUCAACUUUGCCUCUAAGGUGGAUUCCCAAGGCAGUGUUUCCAAGCCCUUUAGAGGAAGCUCCACUACUUUGCAGCAAGACAACUUGGGAAAAAUAAUCUCUGGCCCCAGUCUUGAUUGCAGUGUUCCUGUUGUGUCACUUGUGUGCAAGGAAAGGUUGGAGACACAGAUGCAAACCCCUUGUGAGAUCAGCCAGGAAAGAGUAGGUAACAUUCAGGAAUUUAAUAGCAGCAGACAACAUUUUCUGCCUUGCACAGGGGACACCAUAGACAAAGCAAAGCAGAAACAGCCCAAAUCAACACACAAAAGUGGACAAACAUUGCCCCCAAGGCAAAAUGGGGCUAGACCUGAAACACAAGAUAAAACAAGAAGCUCAAUGAACAGAACUGAAAGGCUUCAGGGCACAAAAAGGCAGAGUUCAGAACAUGUUCCCACAUAUAUCACAUACAGGGAAAUCUUCAAGGCAAAGGAACUCUGCACUCCUCAGUCCCCAUGUUGUCCUGCCUUGACAGUCAAUGAACCAGAAAGCUCUCCAGUGAGAGGUGUUAUUUCCGGUAAAAAAAGAACUACCCUGACCCCUAUACGUCCAUUGCCAAAAAUACCUGAAACCAUGGAUCCUAAACUCUUAGACCUUAAAAAUCUUCUUCUCUGUGAGUUGAAGUUGAAGUUGGCUGGCAGGGAGUGUGUUCAAGCUUAUAGCCAAUCCUAUGACUUGGCCCUUGCCAUAGAAAACCUGAAAGACAAGCAUGUCUUGACAAGCCCUGAAGGCAUCUGCCCUGGGCACACAACACCAUCCCAAGUGCUGUGUGUCCAUACCGACAACACAGGGAUCAGUAGGCAGCAGAUGCCUUGUGCCCCUAUGUGUGGCUUAUGGAAAGACCAGGAUGAAAGAUUCCUCCCAGCUGCGAAGAGAACGAACCCUCCAGAACACAAAGCAGAAGAGCUUGGUGGAGGAGAUGCAGGACUAGAUCCCUCCCUGCCCAGAAGGAGGAGCCAUGCUGCUCGAGACGAGAUGUCAAAGGACACGUGUGGGAAAAAAUCUUCCCCAGUGCAGUCACAGAGGGAGCAGGUUCCUGCUGAAAGCCAUUUCAGAAAGAGGGUAAAGCACUUUUUGCAGUGGAUUUGGCCCAGCAGAAAAUGUGAUGGGAAAAAUAGUUUCCUGGAACAAGCAAGUUCCUCACCAUCUAUACAGAACAUGGGCCUCAGUAGCAACCAGGUUGCCUUCACUGGGAAUGCUGAGGACCAAGUCAAGACACCUGGUGGGAAGAUCCCAGGACAUAAACUGGGACAUGAUCAUGAAAUAGAUGAGACCUGCCAUCAAGAGCUCCUUUCCACCCAUGCAAACUUUAGCAAAACUCAGCACAAUGCAGAAUUACAGAUUGGGGCAGUGCCUGUCCAGGGUUGUCCAUUCAACCACAGGGCAAUAUCCUGUAAGGCAACAAGUACCACAUUCUGCCGCCAAUGAGUGGCCUUUGUGGGCCAGAAUUACCUCGCUAGGAAUGCACACAUGAGAGCCAGAGGCAGAGGGUUGCAGAAAACCAUACUAUUUAAGGACCAGCUGUGCUAUCAGAGGUAUCCCUUGGUUGUGUCCCACAGAAAGAAACAUUGCUUAGCUGUUUCCCUCAGACAGCCAGUGUCACAUCCAAGCCCUACCCGCAGGUGUCUGAUUGGCCAUGUGCUUUAAGUUGCCCUUGCCACUGUUGCAGCCUCUUGUAAACAGAAUUUCCAAGGAGGAAGUUUGUCCUAAUAAACUCAUUAAUAACUUAUUGCAAAUAUUGAUUCUUCCCAAUAAAUACUCUCAAAUUAGA
Messenger RNA from Ochotona princeps (American pika), 4454 nucleotides. Its product is annotated as spermatogenesis-associated protein 31D1-like. Lineage: Eukaryota; Metazoa; Chordata; Mammalia; Lagomorpha; Ochotonidae. The record is from RefSeq and is a predicted model, not a curated record. The transcript is spliced from 4 exons. The coding region runs from base 89 to 4111 and encodes 1340 amino acids.